ACCGAAAUCAUAUCAGUCACUGCUAUUACGCCGUCACGACUAGACACCAUGUCAAGUUUACUAGAUCCGGAAGCCAUUUUGUCCUGCAACGACCAAUGGAUGAAGCUGGAAAAAGCCUGGGGUAACCCUGUAGACCUUGAAACAGAUGAAGAUAUCACACCAACAUUAAAGUCGGUCUUCAGCACGCUCGAUUUGAAGAAAACUACUUUCGAUUCUUCGUUUCUAUUCAAAAAGGUGCGAAGGAAAGAUGGAAGACAAAUUUUAAAGAGAUCAGUUUUGGAUUACAAAGACUUUAUCCACGAUUUGGAGAACGAUGUUCCAGACAAUUUACCAGCGAAGCAGUUCUAUUACAUCAGCGGACAAAUAUUAUCCGCGUUGUCAGUUGAAGAAAUAUGUGAUCAAAUUGAUGAUAUAUUCAAAUCUGUUGAAAAAUUAUCAUCAGCAACAAGCACGAUACGGCAGAAGAAGAAAGUUUUACCAGAUUUUGUUCAGUGCAGUUUUUCUAUCGGUGAUUUGUCGUUUGAUGACACAAAUGAUUCUGAGAAGGAGAAAUGUGAUGAUGAUAUAGACGGAUACAUUGAUGAGGCGUUUGAACAACUAAAUUCUACGAUGGCAAGUCUAGGUCAAGAAUUAGGUGAAGAAUCUAUGAAGGAAACAGUGACAAGUUUAGUUAAGAAAUUUAGCACUAUAGUGAAAAGUCCACAAGUUAUUUGUAGUCCUAGAAGACAGAGGGAGUGUUCAAAUAGAUUUAAGGAUUUAACCGAAUUCUGGAAGAGCAGAGUUGAUUAAUAUACUUGUGUAAUGUUAUGUUUAUGUAAAUUGUAGGUAAGUAAUUUUCUCGAUGUAAAUUUUAUUUGAAAUGUUAAGAGUUACGUGAUUAGUAUAUCAAAAAUAUCGUACAAAAUGUAACGUUAGUCUUGUAGAAUGUCUACGAAAUAAUUUAUUAAUUUAUUAUGAAUAAAUGUUGUUAUUUUCUCAAUGUAAACAAUAAAGAUAUGUGAUUAUA
Messenger RNA from Plodia interpunctella (Indianmeal moth), 1006 nucleotides. RefSeq lists its product as uncharacterized. The coding region runs from base 49 to 789 and encodes 246 amino acids. Lineage: Eukaryota; Metazoa; Arthropoda; Insecta; Lepidoptera; Pyralidae. The transcript has a single exon. The record is from RefSeq and is a predicted model, not a curated record.